AUGGAAAGUUCACGAAAUAAGCCAGUGCAAGUGCAUUUGGUUACACCUGAAGAGCCCACAGGACAUCGGGAUAGCGGUGUUAGUAGUACUAGUAGUAGUAGUAUAGGUGAAAGUGGGAAUCGUUGUUAUAAUGCUAUUCGCCAGAAUAUCCUAAGCGGCCUGCAUAGUGACCAUGAUAACGAUAAUGCUAGUGCUAAUGAUGAUAGUAAGGACAGUGCCGUUAAAGACUGUUUUGUGUCCAGUGUAAAGAAUACCAGGAAAUUGGAAACCGAUAUAUUAGUCACCAUCCAGUAUCUGAAGAAUCAUGAUAACAAUAGCGAAAUCGAUCGUCAGCGUAUAGUGGAACUUUUAAAUGGGUCGUUAACAGCAAUAUCACAUUGGUCACUCCAAGCACAGUUAGCACAGCUGAGAAGGUCGGAUGACGAUAGACACCUCGUAGAGACUAAUCUUUUAAGAAAGGAAAUGGAAGUACUAAUGAGUAGAAGACCAAACGAACCUCUAAUACCACAAAGACCAGGGAUCCCAUUACGGCAGAGACAAAUAAGACCAAAGAGCCCAUCGCUAUCGAUAUCCACGGCUUCGAAGCAUUUGCCAUCGUCGAAAAGUGCUAUUUCAGGACCUUCAUCGCCAAUCACACCUCAAAAGAAAAUAUUUCGGUCACCAAGGAAGCAUCCGUCAACUACUAUAGCACCAAAGAGUUUAGUGGAUCCAGCGUCAUUAAAAUUAGUAGAGUCCAAAAAAGCACAUCCUCGCAUGAGGAGGACUAGUGAUAAUCCGAUGACUAACGAAUAUGUAAGGGUAUUUCAUCUACAGAGAAAGUAG
This is a messenger RNA of Zygosaccharomyces rouxii, 822 nucleotides long. RefSeq lists its product as uncharacterized. The record is from RefSeq and is a predicted model, not a curated record. The transcript has a single exon. Lineage: Eukaryota; Fungi; Ascomycota; Saccharomycetes; Saccharomycetales; Saccharomycetaceae. The coding region runs from base 1 to 822 and encodes 273 amino acids.